Messenger RNA from Stylonychia lemnae, 1263 nucleotides. Lineage: Eukaryota; Ciliophora; Spirotrichea; Sporadotrichida; Oxytrichidae. The record is from the annotation of a GenBank genome assembly.
AUGAACGAUUUCAAGCUAAAAUCAUCUUUGAAUCAGAACAAGAUCUAAUCAAUAUCAUAGCGAUAUUAAACAAAUCUUUAAUCACCUAAAUCUUCAUACAUCAAACCUUAAACACUCUAAUAAUCUGCAGUAUUCUAGAACUUAACUAACAAUACUACAGUCCACUAAGAGGAGCCAUCAUUUAUUCCUCAAUAAAACAAUAGUUCAACGGAUUACAUCAACUUGUGGAAAGACUUCAGAAAUGACAUUCGCAAAAAGCUAGAAACUACCACCAAUGUUUAGAAGAACCCUCUGACUUCAAGAUCUAAAACAAGAGACAUUUCUUAGACAAAAACUAAUGAACAGGAUUAAAACUCCUAUCGCGAAUCAACCAUUAAGAAUAGUUUUGUUAGCAAUUCUAAUAAUAAGUCUACUAUUUUGAAUAAGCAGAAUAAUGAUCAGUUUAACUAUAGCUAAAGGAUAGCUUAAUUUUAGCCAGAGAAUAAUGAAAAUAAGUUAGAGUAUGAUUUAAAGAGGGCAAGUAAGAUUCAAGACAUUUUUUAAAAGUAUUUGAAAGAAGACCCGAUUGAGAAGCAAAAACCCAACGCUGACUAGAGUUAAACAAGAAUAUAGAACUAGUCUUAUCUUAGAUAAUCACCAGCAAGACUUAAUAAUGGAAAAUCUAGACAAUCAGAGAAAUUCCUUGAAAAGAAAAAUGAGAGAGAUUCUUUGAAUCCAGGAAGUUUAGUAUCAAGUCAAAACAAUAGAAACUAUCACAACCAUAAUGUGUCAAACAGUACCCCAUACACUCCUAAAAGAUAAAACAACUUUGCUUAAAAUAAUUUAUAUGACUCAGUGAACUAAACUGUAAUUUCUUAGUAAUCACCAAUAACAAACUUAAUGAAAGCUCUAGAGUAAAAAGCUCAUUAAACUCAAUUAAUCUCACCUCCUGUUUAGGGAUCGCAUAGAAAAUCUAACUUUAACUCCUCCAUUGAAAAUCUUAGCUAACUUUAGCAGCAAAAGUUAUAGAUAAACAACUUUAGCAUGUAAUAACCUUAGCCUACUAAUAAAUCGCCAAGAGUCUCAUUCUCUAUUAAUCAAUUCAGUAAAUCAUUUAGAAAGGAAGAAAUUAUGUCUCUAAGAUAGGCUCUAGUUCAUUUAAAUGAGGAUGAAGCUGAAGGUCUGCCAUUUGGUCUCACUAAUGAAUUGCUAAAACUAGCAGAUGCAAUAAAUGAGAAAUUAGGAAAGUCAAGCCAUAAAAUGGUUCUUAACCAUUUAAAAUGA